AAAAAAAAGGAAACCGGAGCAAAGAGAGCGCAAGGGAGAGACAGGGAGACAACACUAACUGGGUAGCUAUGGAGAUGGUAGGUUUUCCUGGUAGCUUUCUUUGACAGGUGUCGAGUGGGAUAAAACAAAGUAUCACAGCAGCCUCCAAGAUGUACGGCAAGGGUAAAGGAGCCGUGGUCCCCUCCGACAGCCAGGCGAGAGAAAAGUUAGCAUUAUACGUGUACGAGUACCUGCUACAUGUGGGAGCACAGAAGUCCGCACAGACCUUCCUGUCUGAGAUUCGAUGGGAGAAGAAUAUUACAUUAGGGGAGCCUCCUGGAUUCCUCCACUCGUGGUGGUGUGUAUUCUGGGAUUUGUAUUGUGCGGCUCCAGACCGAAGGGAGACAUGCGAGCACUCCAGCGAGGCAAAGGCCUUCCAUGACUAUAGCGCAGCAGCAGCGCCCAGCCCGGUGAUGGGCAACAUGCCCCCGAACGACGCCAUGCCAGGUGGUCCCAUGCCCCCAGGCUUCUUCCAGGGACCACCCGGCUCUCAGCAGUCCCCCACGCACAGCCCCCCACACAACCCCAGCAACCCCAUGAUGGGACCCCAUGGCCAGCCUUUCAUGUCACCACGGUAUCCAGGUGGACCGCGCCCCGCACUCCGAAUGCCAAAUCAGCCUCGGGGAAUCCCUGGAUCUCAGCCGCUCCUGCCAAACAGUUUGGACCCUACAAGACCGCAAGGACAUCCUAACAUGGGUGGACCAAUGAGAAUGAACCCUCCCAGAGGAAUGGCCAUGGGCCCACAGAAUUAUGGCGGUAUGAGGCCUCCUCCAAACUCCAUGGGCGGCCCCAUGCCAGGAAUGAACAUGGGUCCCGGAGGAAGAGGGCCUUGGCCAGGACCUAAUGCUAACUCUAUAGCAUACUCCUCCUCAUCUCCAGGAAACUAUGUGGGUCCUCCAGGCGGAGGAGGUCCACCUGGAACACCCAUCAUGCCCAGCCCAGGUGAUUCUACCAACUCCAGUGAAAACAUCUAUACAAUGAUGAAUCCUAUCGGACCGGGCGGCAACAGACCCAACUUCCCUAUGGGACCUGGGCCUGACGGGCCAAUGGGAGCUAUGGGAGCCAUGGAGCCUCACCACAUGAACGGAUCACUAGGGUCUGGGGAUAUGGACGGGUUGCCAAAGAGCUCCCCUAAUAACAUGGGGGGCAUGAACAAUCCUCCUGGAACGCCGAGAGACGACGGCGAAAUGGGCGGAAACUUCUUGAACCCAUUCCAAAGCGAAAGUUAUUCACCCAACAUGACGAUGAGUGUGUGAUUUUAUUAUUUUUUCCUUUUUUUUGUAUUUUCCUUUAUUCCCUCCCCCCCCCAUAUUUUGUACCCCUGCACCUGAUUUUUUUUUUCUUCCUUCAAUUCAAUCCUUACUUGACCUCGGAUUGGACCCGCUCCCCUCCUCACACACACACACACACACACCCUCUGCCCCCAACCAACCAACCAACCAAACACCCACCGACACGGGAUCCGCUAUCUCCCACCUUUCCUCUUCUUACUCGGGAACUCUAUGGCCACACAGCCUUCUGGGACGGCCCUUGAGCAUGCUGGGACUCUAAUUAAGACGGGCCCUCCUGGAGCAUGCAAGAUGGCCGCCGGUCUGAAUAGGAAGCAGUCACAGAGCAACAGGAAGAGCCUCCUCUCUGACUCUGGCCCCGGACUCCCUGGCUUCCUGUCAGGUUCUAGACAAUGAGCAAGGGGAGGAGGACAAACGGAGAGGAGGAGGGAGAGAGGAGACCGGAUCACACAGAGUUCGGUCUUUUAGCAGCUGCCUGGAAGCUUCUCAACCACGACUUUGGACUUUUUUUCGUAAUUUUAUUUUUAGUUUCUGUUCCUCCCGACGGAUUCAGUUAAGGGUUGGACGAAACGACCCCUUUCCCCCCCACAUUGUUUACUCUGUGUGUACAUUUUUAACAGAGAUGUUGUGAUGAUCAGUGAACUUUGUUCCCCCUCAUUUUUUAUUUUUUUGUGUAUGUAUUGUAUCAUUGCUAUUUUUAUUAUUGUAAUAUUGUUAUUAAUGAUAUUGGUAUGAUAAUUUUAAGAUUAGGUUCUAAUUUCUGUUGUUUCUAAAGGGCACAUUAUUAUGAUGAAGACAGCAUAUGUGCAUUCAAAAUCAGAAAUCAUUUGCUGUGUAACAUGUGGCUCCAUGUGAGCACACUGCCCCCUGCAGGUAACAUUGUAUUCAUCAAGGUACUGAUUGGCCCUCUUUUUUUUUUAUCUUUCUGAGUUUUAGCAACCUUCUAAAUUUUUAACUCCUUGUUCAAUAAUCCAAACCAGAAGAAGAAACGGCUCCUGUUUUAGUAGCUUCCAUGCAGUGAAAUGCACAGCUCUAUUUAUUUAUGUACUUUUUAAUUUGUCUUAUGAAUCAUUGUUCCUUUUUUUAAAAGUGUUAUCCCUGUCUUUUUUUUUUUCUUUUUUGUUAAUUGCAGAACUAGUAGCAACUGUGUAAAUAUGCAGAUCCAGUCAGCAGCGUCUCCAUUGAUAUCA
Anoplopoma fimbria (sablefish) is the source of this 2518-nucleotide messenger RNA. RefSeq lists its product as uncharacterized. Gene Ontology annotation, molecular function: single-stranded DNA binding; protein binding. NCBI's taxonomy places the organism in Eukaryota, Metazoa, Chordata, Actinopteri, Perciformes, Anoplopomatidae. Gene Ontology annotation, biological process: positive regulation of transcription by RNA polymerase II. Gene Ontology annotation, cellular component: nucleus. The record is from RefSeq and is a predicted model, not a curated record.